AUAUUUAAGCUCUCAGGGCUUUUUAGAAAAACACAAAGCGAUCUAAUUACAGUAGGAGCGUGGCAUACGUGGGGAAAAAUACGACGACCACGUACCGCGUUUACCAGCGAACAACUUAUCCAAUUGGAACGUCAAUUCAACGAGAAUAAAUACCUCAGUAGACCAAGACGCUACCAACUCGCACAAGAACUCUGUCUCACUGAGACCCAGGUGAGUACGUUCGCUUCCUCGCACUAA
This is a messenger RNA of Angiostrongylus costaricensis, 237 nucleotides long. Lineage: Eukaryota; Metazoa; Nematoda; Chromadorea; Rhabditida; Metastrongylidae. The record is from the annotation of a GenBank genome assembly.